Molecule: messenger RNA, 1970 nt
Organism: Triticum aestivum (bread wheat)
Lineage: Eukaryota; Viridiplantae; Streptophyta; Magnoliopsida; Poales; Poaceae
Product: putative receptor-like protein kinase At4g00960
Exons: 10
Coding region: 1-1488 (495 amino acids)
Biological process (GO): protein phosphorylation
Molecular function (GO): ATP binding; protein kinase activity
Source: RefSeq, a predicted model, not a curated record
AUGUGGAGUGUACAUGGUGAAUUGGAGAAGAAGCUACAGGACUCAAAUGCAACACCAAUGUCCCUUCCACUAGAGUUUUUGGAAGACAUCACAUGUGAUUUUUCCACAGAGUCGGUACUUGGCGAAGGCGGGUAUGUGAUAGUUUACAAGGGAGUUCUUCGGAGUGGGAAAAUCAUCGCUGUGAAGAAGCUGUUUGAAAUGCGUCUAAAAGAGGAGACAUUUCAUAAUGAGGUCAGUAAUCUUAUGGGGAUCAAGCACCAAAACGUAGUGCAGUUUAUAGGUUACUGUGCCGAAUCAAGAUGGGAAGCAAUAGAGACACCAAGUGGAAGUGGGAAGCAUGUUCUUGCCGAAAUUCCAAAGAGGUUGCUCUGCUUCGAGUACAUAUCCAACAAAAGCCUCGAGAAACAUAUUUCCGAUGAAUCUUUGGGGCUUGAGUGGAAUAUGAGAUACAAGAUAAUCAAGGGGAUUUGCAGUGGUAUGCAUUUCCUUCAUGAUGCAUGCCAUAUCGUUCAUCUUGACCUAAAGCCAGAAAAUAUAUUGAUAGACUCUACUAUGACACCAAAAAUCGCGGAUUUUGGUUUGUCAAGGAUCUUUGGAGAGCAAGAAUCACGAAUUGUCACUGAUAACCGUGCUGGAACAUGUGGAUAUAUGGCACCAGAAUACUUAAUCCGAGGUGUAGUCUCAAACAAAGCGGAUAUCUUCAGUGUUGGUGUAAUAGUCAUAGAGAUAAUUACAGGUCAUAGGGACUAUCCAUAUUUUCAGCAAGAUAAUCCUCACAGUACCGCAGCAUCACUCCAGCAGUUCACAGAAAAAGUGCUCCUAAGCUGGAGGAACAAAUUCAUAUCCACACCAAACUAUAAAUCAACAGAAAGAUCUAUCCGACAAGUAAGACAAUGUAUUUGCAUAGCCCUUGAAUGUGUGGACCCUGGCAUGGAGAAAAGACCCACUCCAAAGGAUAUACUCGAAAUGCUUAACGGAGUAGACAAGAUGGUGGCCAAUGAUGAGCUGCAGUCAGACAUGCACUGCAAGGACAUGCUGCAGGCUCUGAACACUACUGUGAGUAACGAUCCCACAUCCCAGAACCGGAGUAUCACUAACGACAUGUUAAACAAAGAGACAGAUAGUAAAUUGGUGGCUAAUGUGAAAUCGGUGGAGGGUUUGUCACUGACACCUUUACCAGAAUCAAACAAAAUCAGUGAGAUAGUGAAGGGGUGGGCAGAAAAGGCAUCCAGUAAGCCACAACCAACAAGCGACACAACCAUUGUGCAAGCAAUCCCAGCUUUAACACAGAUCAUAUCUAGGGAGAUACCUAAGAAGCGCAUGGUUUCACUAGACGUAAAUCUGACAGAGUCAUGGAUUGCAACAGGCCAUGAAGAUGGAUAUAUUGAUAUAUGUGAUUAUAUCAUGCAGAAGUCGAUCUGUUUUAUUAAAACCGAAGAACAUGGUUACUUCCCAGGCAAGCUCUCUACAUUUUUUUCCAGCAUAUAAGUUAUUUCCGUUGUAUAUACACUGAUAUGCUAAUAAGGUUAUCAUUCUUACUGCAGUUAAUACGAUUAAAUUUAUUGAACGAAAGCAAUGGUUUAUUGUUGGGCUAGGGCCUGGGAGUGGCAAAAUCUAUGUAUAUAACUAUAAACCCGAGGUGCAGAAAAUCACUAGUUUUCGUGUUAAGAGAUACUUCUUAGGUAUCAACUCACUGGCAGUUCAUCCAACCCAACCGUAUGUGUUGUCGUCAUGUAGUGGGUACAUACAGCUUUGGGACUGGGACAAGAACUGGGAGUGCAUAAAAACUUUUAAGAAACUAUCCUAUUUUGGGUUUGAACUCGAACUUGCAUUUAACCCGAAGGAUGCCAACAUAUUUGCUAGUGCUUCAGAAGAUAACACAGUAAAGGUUUGGUCUCCUCUUCUGUCGUCUUUUUUAUAUACUAUAAACCGUGACACCAGGAUGAUAUAUAUGUUCAUUUUUACUGGAU